AAAACUUCAGCUGGUAAUGAUAUAUAAAGAAAAGAAAAGUGUGCAUUCUUCCUCAACUCUCCAGACAGUCUUCGGGAGAUUAAACUCCAGGCCUGCGCCAUCCCACCAUAGUUACCAACACACUCUCAGGACUCCCAGUGGAUUCAUAAUCCAGCUGUCAGAAUGGUGGGACUGAAGCCAUCUGAUGUGCCCCCUCCUCUGGGUGUGAAGGUUCUGAGUGCUGGCACGGCUGCCUGUAUCGCUGACCUGGUGACCUUUCCUCUUGACACCGCCAAAGUGCGGUUACAGAUCCAAGGGGAGAAGGCCACAGUAGGUGCGGCGGAAGGCAUCCGCUACAGGGGGGUGUUUGGGACACUCAGCACCAUGAUUCGGACUGAGGGGCCCCGCUCGAUCUACAACGGCCUGGUGGCAGGGCUGCAGAGGCAGAUGGCCUUCGCCUCCAUCCGCAUUGGCUUGUACGACAGCGUCAGGGACUUCUACAGCGGUGGCAAAGAAAACGCCAGUAUUGGCAUUCGUAUCCUGGCUGGUUGUACUACAGGGGCCAUGGCGGUGUCCUGUGCCCAGCCCACAGACGUGGUAAAGGUCCGCUUCCAGGCCCAGCAGAACCUGCAGGGUGUGGCCCGACGCUACAACGGCACCAUGCAGGCCUACCGCCAGAUCUUCCAGCUUGAGGGACUCAAAGGACUAUGGAAAGGCACACUACCCAACAUCACUAGGAAUGCCCUGGUGAACUGCACUGAGCUGGUGUCCUACGAUCUCAUCAAACAAGCCAUUCUCACGCGCAAGCUGCUGUCAGAUAACCUGCCUUGCCACUUUGUGUCUGCCUUUGGAGCUGGCUUCAUCACCACGGUGAUCGCCUCACCCGUGGAUGUGGUGAAGACACGCUAUUUGAACUCUCCCCCUGGCCAGUACAAGAGCGCCAUCAACUGUUCCUGGACCAUGAUGACCAAAGAGGGGCCGUCAGCCUUCUACAAAGGGUUCGUUCCCUCUUUCCUGAGGCUGGGCUCGUGGAAUGUUGUGAUGUUUGUGUCGUUUGAGCAGCUCAAGAGGGUUAUGAUGGCAACCAAGAAGAAGUACGAGGCCACCACGUAGGAAGGACCUCCAAAAUGUACCACUUCGCUCGCCCUACCCCAAUUUACAGACUGAAUACACUCGGAAAGGGCCAUGCCAAUUUACUGGGAACCAGUAGUGUAUUGUGUGUGGAAUCAAAGGCAAAGACUACCCCCUUCUGGACACCCACUGUCAGUGCUACUGCUGAUAUUCGUUCCCCCAAUUUUCUAAUAUGUACCUUGUAUGUAAACUGUAAAAUUCUGUUUACUUUUGUAAAUUACUGUUAAGAUA
This is a messenger RNA of Clupea harengus (Atlantic herring), 1341 nucleotides long. It is a transcript of the gene ucp1, whose product is annotated as uncoupling protein 1. The record is from RefSeq and is a predicted model, not a curated record. Gene Ontology annotation, biological process: transmembrane transport. NCBI's taxonomy places the organism in Eukaryota, Metazoa, Chordata, Actinopteri, Clupeiformes, Clupeidae.